ACCGUCCUCAGGGUGGCGGCGAUCUCCGGCUCGCUGUGUAGGGCGUCGGCCAACACCGGCCUCAUCCGCACCGCCGCGGAGAUCUGCAGGGAGUCCAUCCCGGGCCUGCAGAUCGACCACGUCGACAUCUCGGAGCUGCCGCUGCUCAACACCGACCUCGAGGUCCGUGGCGGCUUCCCGCCGACCGUCGAGGCGUUCCGCGACAGCGUCCGCACGGCCGAUUGCUUCCUCUUCGCCUCGCCCGAGUACAACUACUCCAUUUCAGGCCCUCUGAAGAACGCGCUGGACUGGGGAUCACGGCCGCCCAACUGCUGGGCCGACAGAGCCGCGGCGAUGCUGAGCGCGUCGGGCAGCACCGGCGGCAGCUGGUCGCAGUACCACAUCCGGCAGGUUGGGGUGUUUCUUGACAUCCACUUCAUCAACAAGCCGGAGGUCUUCACCAAGGCACACCUGCCCCCGAAAAAGUUCGACGCAGACGGCAACCUCAUCGAUUCAGAGACCAAGGAGCAGGUCAGGAGGAUGCUCCUAUCGCUGCAAGCCUUCGCCCUCAGGCUCCAGGGGAAAUCUGAACAGGGGAACUGAUGCCUCCAUUUGUGUCUUCAAACGAGUGCUAGUGUGCUCUGCUCAAU
Messenger RNA from Triticum dicoccoides, 629 nucleotides. RefSeq names its product probable NADPH:quinone oxidoreductase 2. Lineage: Eukaryota; Viridiplantae; Streptophyta; Magnoliopsida; Poales; Poaceae. The annotation marks the transcript as partial. The transcript has 3 exons. The record is from RefSeq and is a predicted model, not a curated record. Gene Ontology annotation, cellular component: cytosol. Gene Ontology annotation, molecular function: oxidoreductase activity; FMN binding.